GUUAGAAUGGUAACUACCAAAAAGGAUCAGCGUGUUUUGUUGGACCCUGGCCUCCAACAAGCAGAUCCUUUGGUAUAUGAACUGCUAGAAAAAGAGAAACGUCGUCAAUGGAAAGGAUUGGAGCUAAUAGCUUCUGAAAAUUUCACAUCUAAAGCUGUUUUGGAAGCUUUGGGUUCGGCUUUUACAAACAAAUACUCGGAAGGACAACCAGGAGCUCGAUAUUAUGGAGGUAACCAAUAUAUAGAUGAAUUGGAAAUACUUUGUCAACAAAGGGCAUUGGAAGCUUUUAGCUUGAAUCCUAAUGAUUGGGGAGUGAAUGUUCAGCCUUAUAGCGGUUCACCUGCAAACUUUGCAGUUUUAACUGCUUUGUUACAACCUCACGACCGUAUCAUGGGACUGGAUCUUCCCUCCGGUGGUCAUCUAACACAUGGCUUUUAUACGGCAAAAAAGAGAGUCUCUGCAAGUUCUAUUUAUUUUGAAUCACUUCCCUAUAGGGUUUCUCCAGUGACAGGUUAUAUUGAUUAUGAGAAUUUGGAGGAGUUGGCACGUCUCUUUCGACCAAAGUUAAUAAUUGCCGGUGGAAGUGCUUAUCCACGAGAAUGGGACUAUGCCAAGUUUAGAAAGAUCUGUGAUGAGAAUGAUGCCUAUCUUAUGGUAGACAUGGCACAUAUUUCUGGUUUAGUUGCUGCUAAGCAAGUGUUAUCACCAUUUCCUUAUGCUGAUGUAGUGACAACUACGACUCAUAAGAGUUUACGUGGACCAAGAGCUGGUAUGAUAUUCUAUCGACGUCAAUGUCUUGCAUAUAGUAGAAGGGGAGAAGAUUUGGAACCUUUGAUCAAUUCGGCAGUAUUUCCUGCUUUACAAGGAGGACCACACAACCAUCAGAUUGCAGCACUUGCCGUUCAACUUGCUCAAGUCAAUACACCGGAGUUUAGAGAAUAUGCAAAACAAGUCAUAUUGAAUGCCCAAGCUUUAGCUGAAAAGUUAAAUUCGUUGGGUUAUCAUUUAGCCACUAGUGGAACAGAAAAUCAUUUGAUAUUAUGGGACUUGAGAGCUCAAUCAUUGACAGGGUCCAAGGCCGAAAAGUUAUUUGAAAAAUGUUCUAUUACUUUAAAUAAGAAUUCUGUUCAUGGAGACAGUUCUGCAUUGAGUCCUGGAGGUGUUCGUAUUGGUACUCCUGCUUUGACAUCUCGUGGAUUCAAAGAAAAAGACUUUGAACAAGUUGGAGAGUUUCUCCAUCGUGGAAUAGAAAUUGGUCUCAAUAUUCAGCGCAAAACUGGAAAGAAGUUGCAAGAUUUUUUAUCAGGAUUGGAAGUCUAUUAUCAGCCGGAACUCAUUGGACUGCAAAACCAAGUAGAAAGCUUUGCUUCUAGUUUUCCUAUUCCAGGUUUUGAUGCGAGAAUAGGCGACUAGUUGUAUAAAGAAUACCGAAAACAAACUUUCUGCAAUUUUUGUAAUAAAAAAAGUCCGUACGAU
Galdieria sulphuraria is the source of this 1476-nucleotide messenger RNA. RefSeq names its product glycine/serine hydroxymethyltransferase. The record is from RefSeq and is a predicted model, not a curated record. The transcript has a single exon. Gene Ontology annotation, molecular function: glycine hydroxymethyltransferase activity; pyridoxal phosphate binding; zinc ion binding. Gene Ontology annotation, cellular component: cytoplasm. The coding region runs from base 7 to 1413 and encodes 468 amino acids. NCBI's taxonomy places the organism in Eukaryota, Rhodophyta, Bangiophyceae, Galdieriales, Galdieriaceae. Gene Ontology annotation, biological process: folic acid metabolic process; tetrahydrofolate interconversion; L-serine catabolic process.